UGAAUGAGAAGCAAACAAAGGGUAGGACAAAAACAUGCAACUUCAGACUCGUUUGCUUUUUGGUUUUUUGGUUUCAUUUUGAUGGGGUUGGAGCUGCCUGCUUGCUUCAAAGAGAUCCAAAUUUAGGGAUACCUUUCUGAUCACACAUCUCUCUCUCACACACACACACACACACAGACAGUCUUGAUGAACUUGUUUUCUUAAACUGUACGGAUUAUUGGAUUCUUGUUUCUGUUUUGGCAAAAUUUUGUACUCCAGCGUCUGGAUUCUUGUGUUGGAUCGUCUUCAAAGAGUUGGCUAUACUUGUAAACGACUAUCUUGGAUGUACAAGAAGAAGUUUAGUUUACUGCCUGCCACAGGGUUUUCUUGUUAUUCAGAUCUGUAGAACUGAAGAUGGGUUUUUAAACAAGAUUACAGUUUGAUGAUCUGAAGGUCUCACCAGUCAAUCUUUCUGAUAUCUCAAGUUAAAGAAAAAGAGAAAAAGAAAUAAUUUAGUCCAGUUCAUUUAAUAAUAGAGAGAGAGAGAGAUAUGAAGGGCAUGUUUUUGGAUGACAGUAUGUCAAAUUUAACAUCAGCAUCAAAUGAAGCAAGCCUAUCUUCAUCAAGUAACAAGAAUGAAGUUGGUACUAUGUACCCUCCACCACAACAGAUGCAGCAGUCCUUUGCUUCUGUGCCAAUUAAUUCCAACAAUCAAACCCAAACCAACAAGAAGAAGAGAAAUCUUCCCGGCAAUCCAGACCCAGAAGCUGAGGUGGUAGCCAUGUCUCCAAAAUCACUCAUGGCAACAAACAGGUUUCUAUGUGAGAUUUGCAACAAAGGGUUUCAAAGAGAUCAGAAUCUUCAGUUGCACAGAAGAGGGCACAAUUUGCCGUGGAAGCUGAAGCAAAGAUCCAAACAGGAGGUGGUUAGGAAGAAGGUGUAUGUAUGUCCAGAACCUAGCUGUGUGCACCAUGAACCUUCAAGGGCACUUGGAGAUCUCACGGGUAUCAAAAAGCAUUUCUCACGGAAACAUGGGGAGAAGAAGUGGAAAUGCGAAAAGUGUUCAAAGCGAUAUGCGGUUCAAUCCGACUGGAAAGCUCAUUCCAAGAUUUGUGGCACUCGUGAACAUCGAUGCGACUGUGGCACUCUUUUCUCUAGGAGGGACAGCUUCAUCACCCACAGAGCUUUCUGUGGUGCUUUGGCAGGAGAAAAUGCAAGAUCUUCAUCAUCAUCCCUACUCUCACCAAACCACCUUCCCCUUCAUUUACCAAUCAAUUAUCCACUCAAAUCAGAACCACAUCUCUUCCAACGCCCUCAAGUACUCAAUUCCAACAUCAUCACUAAUACUUUACAAAAUCAUCAGUUGCCAUCAUGGUUUGUUCAUCAUCAUCAAGAAAAUCCUAGCCCUAAUAAUAAUAAUAAUAAUAAUAAUCUUCAUCUUCCUUCUCCUUCUUCUCCUCCUCACAUGUCUGCAACUGCAUUGCUCCAAAAGGCAGCUCAGAUGGGUGUGACAAUGAGCAAACCUGCAGCUAGUACCAAUACUGCCAUUGUCAUGUCACAGCAGCAACAGCAACAGCACCAGUCUAUUCCAAAUGGACCCCACCAAAAUGAUCACAUGUGUGCAUCUACACUAUUAACAGCUCAUCAUCAUGAUUCUGGUCUUGAAAAUUUGUCUUGUAGUGAUGAUGAUCAUCAUGCGAUGUUGGGAUUAAAGGGUGGGUUUGCUAAUGUCAGCAUGGCCGGUUGCUUGGACCAAAUUGGUGCAACCACGAUGCAUGCUCAUUCUCAGAUGCUUCAUACUAAUUCCUUGGCUUGUACUAGUGUAGGGUCAACUGCUUUGCAAGAGGCCUUUAACGGCAUGCUGAAUUCCACAAAGGGUAUUCACAAUACUGGCUUUCAAGAAGCAUUUUUCCGCCAAGCAUCAGAAGCAUCUCUGAAUCCAACCAAAGGAGGUGGAGGUGGAGGUAGAGGUGGAGGUGGUGGUGGGAAUGAUGAGUUGACGAGAGAUUUCUUGGGUCUUACAGGUUUUCCACCUCCUACUGCUGAUCAUCAUCAUCAUCUUCUCAAUAUGGCUGGUCUAGAUCCUCUAAACACUUCACCCUAUCAUCAUCAUCAGCAGCAGCAGCAGCAGCAGCAGCAGCAGCAUAAUCUGAACCAGAACCAAAAUCAAUUACCUUGGAAUGGUUAAUAUUUGGCUAGCUAGGAUAGGAAGAUACAAACUUUGUUAUCACCAUCUUAUCCCGUUUUUAAGCGCUUACUUGCAUAGUUUUUU
This is a messenger RNA of Cynara cardunculus var. scolymus (artichoke), 2251 nucleotides long. RefSeq names its product protein indeterminate-domain 7-like. The record is from RefSeq and is a predicted model, not a curated record. Gene Ontology annotation, molecular function: DNA-binding transcription factor activity. Bases 530 to 2167 code for a protein of 545 amino acids. NCBI's taxonomy places the organism in Eukaryota, Viridiplantae, Streptophyta, Magnoliopsida, Asterales, Asteraceae. Gene Ontology annotation, cellular component: nucleus. The transcript is spliced from 4 exons.